Molecule: messenger RNA, 2799 nt
Organism: Acanthisitta chloris (rifleman)
Lineage: Eukaryota; Metazoa; Chordata; Aves; Passeriformes; Acanthisittidae
Gene: CCDC186
Product: coiled-coil domain containing 186
Exons: 15
Coding region: 1-2724 (907 amino acids)
Biological process (GO): vesicle cytoskeletal trafficking
Cellular component (GO): trans-Golgi network
Molecular function (GO): small GTPase binding
Source: RefSeq, a predicted model, not a curated record
AUGAUGGAGCAAUAUUUACCAGAAAUGCAGAGCACGCUGGAGCCAGUCAGUCUGUCAGAUGAUGACUCUUCCAAGUCCCCAGAAAAUGAGAAGUCUGAUAAAACCUCUGGAAUGGAGGACUGCUCAAGCAUCAGUCUUGCUGGAGAUGAUGCCACUGUCUUGGAAAGGGAAUCAAGUGUGUUGCCCUUGGAUCAGGAUUCAAGCAACAAUGAGGCCCACACAGAAGGACAGCAGCAGUGUGGAGGGGCUGACUGUGCCAAUACCUGCUGUGAAACAAAGGUAGAGAGCUCCACAAAGAUAGAACACUUCCCUAGUGAAGAACUUGAACGACAUGAUGCAAAAACUAAUCAGACAGAACGAUCAUUAAUGGACAUACUAGAGGACCUAAGUGAGGAGUCUGACUUUGUGAAGAAAUCGUGUGAUAAAAUCUAUUCAGAAAGCCUUUAUGACACAGACUGCACAAAGAAGCUUAUUUCCACAAUACAUCAGACUUCCUCACAGGAGGAUUUGCUAAAGGAAAUAGAGUCUGAACUCUUAUCCACAGAUUUUUCAAAGGCACGAAAGCUCCCAAAUGGUGUGCAGAAGGGGGAACAUGCUUUGGCUGUGUUUGAAAAAUGUGUGCAAGAUAAAUACCUGCAGCAAGAACAAACUAUAAAAAAAUUGAUUAAAGAAAAUAAAAAACAUCAGGAACUGAUUUUGGAUAUUUGCUCAGAAAAGGACAACUUAAAAGAUGAAUUGAAAAAACGAACAGAAACAGAAAAGCAGCACCUCAGCAUAAUUAAACAGCUGGAAGCAAGAAUAGAAGAGCUUAAUAAAGAAGUGAAAGCUAGUAAAGACAAACUUGUAACUCAAGAUGCAGCAGCCAAGAAUGCUAUUCAGCAGUUGCAUAAAGAGAUGGCCCUUCGAAUGGAGCAGGCAAACAAGAAAUGCGAAGAAGCACGUCAUGAAAAGGAAACUAUGGUGAUGAAAUAUGUCCGAGGGGAGAAGGAAUCACUUGACCUCCGCAAGGAGAAGGAGAUCCUUGAGAGAAAAGUGCGAGAUGCAAACAAAGAAAUAGAAAAGCAUACCAAUAAAAUCAAACAGCUUUCUCAGGAAAAAGGAAGAUUGCACCAGCUCUAUGAAAAUAAGGAUGGUGAAGCCACUCGACUCAACAGAGAAAUAGAAAAAUUGAAGGAAGAAAUCAAUUCUCAUGUUAUCAAAGUGAAAUGGGCUCAGAACAAAUUGAAAACAGAAAUGGAUUCACACAAGGAAACCAAAGAACGCCUCAAAGAUGCAAUGACAAAAUUAACUGAAGCAAAAGAAGAAGCAGAUCAGAUAAGGAAAAACUGUCAAGAAAUGAUAAAAUCCUAUCAAGAGUCAGAAGAGAUUAAACCAAAUGAAUUCGAUGCAAGACUCCGAGUGACUAAAGGAGAGGCAGAAAAACAAAAUCAGGAGAAGUCUGAUCACCUGGAGGUGCAUCAUGCAAAAAUAAAAGAACUGGAAGACCUGAAGAGAACAUUUAAGGAAGGUAUGGACGAGCUCCGAACGCUGAGAACAAAGGUAAAGUGUCUAGAGGAUGAGCGUUUAAGAACAGAAGAUGAGUUGUCCAAGUAUAAAGAAAUAAUAAAUAGACAGAAAACUGAAAUUCAGAAUUUGCUAGACAAAGUCAAGACUAUAGAUCACCUGCAGGAUCAACAUCAGAGAGAUGAACAAGAAAUCAAUGCUUUAAAGGAAGAAGUAGAUGGUUUCAAUUCUCUGGUUGCUGAUCUUCAGAGGGACAUUGAAGGUAGUCGGAAAAGAGAAUCUGAGCUAUUGAUAUUCACUGAAAAAUUAACCAGUAAGAAUGCACAGCUUCAGUCUGAAAACAAUUCCUUGCAGAGCCAGUUGGAUAAGCUUUCUUACAGCGAAAGAGAGCUGCAGAAUCAGCUGGAAUGUGCUCAACAGACUAAAGAUGAUCUGGCCAGCAAGUUACAGAAGGAGGAGGAUCAGCGAAAGCUAGAGGUUGAGACACUACAGGCUCAGCUGGCUGCAGAGCAGGAAGAGCUAACAGCACUGAAGACCCACAUGGAUGAACUCAAAGAUGACCUGGCUACACAGAAGCGCAAGCAUGCGGCGAACCUCAAGGAUCUCACAAAACAACUUCAGCUAGCACGGAGGAAAUUGGAUCAGAUGGAAAAUGGUAAUUAUGACAAAGAAGUCAGCAGCAUGGGGAGCCGUUCCAGUUCAUCAGGCUCCCUUAACGCGCGGAGCAGCAACGAGGAUCGGUCACCUGAGAACACUGGGUCUUCAGUGGCUGUGGACAGCUUCCCAGAGGUGGACAAGUCUGUCCUGGUUGAAAGAAUAUUAAGGCUACAGAAGGCACAUGCUCGAAAAAAUGAAAAGAUGGAGUUUAUGGAGGAUCACAUUAAACAACUGGUGGAGGAAAUCAGAAAAAAAACCAAAAUUAUUCAGAGUUACAUUUUGCGAGAAGAAGCUGGAACACUGUCAUCAGAGGCCUCUGACUUCAACAAAGUACACCUGAGUAGACGGGGUGGGAUUAUGGCAUCCCUGUACACAUCUCAUCCUGCAGAUAGUGGUCUCACAUUGGAACUCUCCUUAGAGAUAAACAGGAAGCUACAGGCUGUGUUAGAAGAUACGUUACUGAAAAAUAUCACGUUGAAAGAAAACCUCCAAACUCUAGGAACAGAAAUAGAACGACUGAUUAAACACAAGCAUGAACUGGAACAGAGAAUAAAGCAGACAUAACUAAAACUUCUAUGGACUAACUAACAUGAAGAUGCAGAAGAGGCAGGUGCUCUAGACCACUGUUUUUUACAUUUU